Molecule: messenger RNA, 2316 nt
Organism: Colletotrichum godetiae
Lineage: Eukaryota; Fungi; Ascomycota; Sordariomycetes; Glomerellales; Glomerellaceae
Product: alpha and gamma adaptin binding protein p34-domain-containing protein
Exons: 3
Coding region: 1-2316 (771 amino acids)
Source: RefSeq, a predicted model, not a curated record
AUGUCGAUGCCGGGCGCCUUCUCCCCCGAUCUGCUACCCUUCGAACCAGACUCCAAGAAGGACGAUUCUUCCUCUGCCGCCGUCAACCCGCCGCCUCUCCGUCUCAACCAACCCUCCGACGCCUUCUCCCUCCACACAAACGACCCCUACUACGAUGACAUUGCCACAGCCUCGUCUUCAAAUGCUGGCGACCUGCCCCCGUCCUACACUGACGAACCCUCGUCGCUCGACCCAAAACACAACAUAACCACCACCGUGACCCCGCUCCUGGCAGACGAGUCCGGCCACUCCCCGCUCCUCUUCCGCAGGGACCCCGACACCGGUGCCGAAAUCCACUGUUCACGCCGCCUUGAUACCGACCCGGCCUUUCUCGAAUCCCACAUCACCUCUCUUGCCCAGUCGCCACCAAGACCCUACCUGCGUGUCCGCGGCACCCACACCGAGAGCAUCCGCAAGCGGGACGAUAAGACGGAGAGCAAGACCGUCGUCGACUUUGACGUCCGCGUCGAACUCACCCCUUACCUCUAUCGCGACAUCGCCACCCGACGCUCGUGGCGCGAGCUCCGCACCGCCGACAACUUCCAAAAGGUUCGCCGCGGUACCGUCUUUCCUACCCGUGCCCCGGGCUUCGGCGGCAGGUCGUCGGGUGCUCGAGGUGGUGCUGCGGGUGAGGAGGUGAGCAAGGAGCCGCCCACUCUGCGGGAGUGGUGCCAUCGCUACUGCGCCUCGCACGCAGGGCUCAAGACCUUUUCGCUCCUACGCACCGUGCCGGGAUUCGACGAUGACGAGCGCCUCAAAACCCGUCUCGAGGACCUGGUCCGCGCCACCAACUACCGCGGCCGUAUUGACGUCUCCUUCCCCGUCCAUGAUGCCAGAGUCGACAUCUACAAUACGUGCCGCGUCAACCGCUGGCGCUACACCACCUGGGUUUGCUGGCUCUUCUACCUGACCUUCCUCUGGGUCUUUGCGUGGCCCUACCUCUUCUUCCGUACCAAGCGCUUCGAGGUCGUCGAGGCCGAGUGGGCCUUUUCCCGACGCCGGAGAGAUCCCCAGACCGGGAGAGCAGCGGGCGGCAGAGAGUAUGUCAGCCUGUCAGAGACCGACCUGUACAACAUGUGGGGACGGGCCAUCUCCAAGGCCGUGCUGGAAAGAAGGCAGGGCGAGCUGGACCAGCGUGAUCUGCGAGAUGCCGAAGGGCGACAGGAUACGAGCUUCGAAGACGUCCUCGCGGGGAUCGACCAGGAGACGACGAGAGGGCUCGUGAGGGCUGGCGUGAAGCCAGCAUCCACAACCCUCGCAGGCACAACGCACAUCCUCCCCAUCAAGACGAGCUACUACACCGCCGACGUGCCCAUCUGGCUAGACCUCGUCGCCUCCCCGGCCGAAUGGUCCGCGUCUUUCCUCUCGCCCGAGGCCAAGGAGGUACUUACCGUGCUGGGCGGGUUGGCUGUUGUUUUUGCCCUGCCUUCUUCUUCUUCUUCUUCUUCGUCUUCUCCGGCCUCCGCGGCCCCGGCUUCAACAUCGGCACCAUCACCAGCGUCAGCAGAUGCCACCACCGCCACGACAGCACCGAAUCCGCCUUCGGUAGAAGACACCCGCGCGCUCAUCGCCGAGGUCGGCAAGGUCGUUCGCGAGGGGCUUGGCGGGUGGGGAUGGGACGGCGUCGGGUUGGGCAUCGGGGUCGGGGAGGGGGUGGCGGACGAGUGGGAGGAUCUUUGCGCGGAAUGGGGGCUUGAGUUUGUGCAGGUUCGUGGGGGGAAGAAGGAUGAUGGUCGAAACGAGUUUGGAGAGAAAAUGGGCGUAGCAAGAGCCCUCGAGGCACUCGAAUCCAACGACUGGGAUGCCGCAGACGACAUGGACGGCCCCUCAGAUCUCGACUCGGACGAUGACACCGCCAGCACUCUACCCAGGAAACCCAGACCCCUAGCAGACGGCAACGGCGACGACGACGAGUUUGACCUCGACGACCCAGAGAACCUAGAUUUCGGCUUCGACAGAGCGGAUUUCGAAGGCUUGAAAAAGGCGAUUUGGAACCUUGAGCAGGAGCCGGAAGAUGAGGAAGCUGGAGCGGAACCGGGGAAAGCAGCGAGCGGAAGCAAUGGCGCUGCUGCUACCGCCGAGGACCCGAACGCGAAGAAGAAGAAUAAUACAAAGGGCGACGAAGAAAAGGAGGAUCUGGACGCCGAGGACGUGGAGAAGAUUGAGCAGAUGAUGCGCAAGCUGCAGGCUGUCAGGGAUCUUAGUGCGGGUCUGCCUGAAGACCAGAGGCGGAGGAUGGCGAAGAAGGCUGUCGGGGAGGUGAUGAAGGAGCUUUGA